Messenger RNA from Mycena citricolor, 594 nucleotides. NCBI's taxonomy places the organism in Eukaryota, Fungi, Basidiomycota, Agaricomycetes, Agaricales, Mycenaceae. The record is from the annotation of a GenBank genome assembly.
AUGUCGUUACGCCAACGCAUUCCGUUCCGUGCAGAUGAAGACACAGAAGAUCGGGUCGUACUUGACGAGGUCGAACAGGACGAGGUCAUCGACACGUUGCACAAAGAAAACACGCGAUCGACCGCCAAUGCUCUGCUGAUCGUGGACACGGUCCUCUCCCUGGCCUCGAUUCUCCAGCUAUCCUUUCUCUUCAAUGGAAAUCCACUGCUCGCACUGUUCCCUCCAUCGACCAUGUCCAACCUGGGACGAUAUACAAUACCUUACCCUGCUGUCUUUGUGCUUUUUGCGCUAGUACUGCAUGCCAACCUCGCAUUGCACCUCCACCCGGCGUUGAUCCGAGUCCUGCUGCCAUCCUACUCCAAUUCGACACCUCUCCCAGUUGCGAUUCCCUUGUCGUAUCCGCUGACGUUCUCACUGGCUGCGGUUCCACCAACAUUCUGUCUGUUUCUUCACCACGCGUGGCAGGCGAAUGCAUGGGCAGCCUCUCCCUUCAUUGUGGUGACCCUGAUUCAUUCUGUGCACGAGACACUCUCAGAAGGAAGCGAAGCGCUCGCUGAAUUGGAGUCGCUGAGAUAUCGGGCCCCUGGUCCAUAA